CGAUGAUGAAAAUAAACUACACCAAGCAGCACUAGAAUAUAGAGACUUUCAUGGCCGGAGCCCUCCCAAGGUGAAUACUCAAUUAAAUACAUGGCCAUGAGAAAACAGACAAAUCAAAGAGAGAACAUUAUCUACCACCCCUGCACUAAAUGAAGACGGCGCCUUGCAGUGCGGAAUGCAGUAUAUAACAAAACAAACACGGGCCAGUCACAAGAACCUGCCAUAAGAACUCGGGUUAUACUGGGACCAGGAGAAGCGGCUCAUCCCAUUCAAUAUCACAGAAUCAAACUGUUCAGCAGGCGUUGUGUCAAUGCUCCUUGUGUUUCAGGUGCUGCUGCUCACAACGUCUGGCGUGUUGCCUUCUUUCUGCACAUAGCUAACUAAAAUCCCAAAUCAGAGUGCACGGGAAUGCUUAGCUACAGCACAGAGAGAAAGCAGACAAUGCUGUUUUAUUCCCUCAAGUUCAGGGCAGCCGGGCUCCUUCUUCUGCAGGGUUUCCACUGCACUGCUUCGGCUGCAUGCUGGUAAACAGCCUCCUUCCAGCUGCUCUCCAUUCCAGAGUCCCAGUAAUUAUUCCUGCCUGUUAGAAUAAACGAAGGCAUUGCUGUGAUGCUGUGUACAGAAAAUACAUCCCCACACCUCGCCUGCCCCAGCUGUCUGAACAGCACAGAUAGAGGCGCUUUGCAGCAUCUGAAAACCUUCCUUUUUUUACAUUAGAUUCGACUGGAUAAGGAGAAAAUGUCCACUUGUUAUUUCAGUUCUUCCAGGAGAAAAUACAAAACAGAUCUGCGUGAAACUUGACAUAAUUAUAGGGAUUGAGAUGAAUUAGUGAAAAAGCUGCCUAAAGAAUUCUAGAGUCUCCCCCCUGGAGGUAUGCUUCUCUACACGAUGGAAAUGCAUCCCAGAAGCAUGUGGGGGGAUUGCAAAACAAAUGUAGAGAGCAUGAUAAACUUUAACAAGGGAACCCAGCUUGGAGAUGACAUUAAAAGAUGCAUACUGUUAUUGCAUACUGGCGCCUUUGUGGCUCACCCAGUGACUGCCUUGGGGGAGCUGCUUUCUGAUAAGGGGAACACAGAACAUGGGUGAACAGAGAGCAAGGGAUUGUAGCUUGGUAACAUACAGGUAUUCAUACCCACCAAUCACAGCGCCUGGAGGUGACAUCAUCCUUAAGGGUGUGCGCUGCCUCAUCCAUGACGAGGACUACACUGAGUGCACCUGGAAGGAGACGGGCAGGCCAGACCGCAACUACACCUUCCAGAGCAGGUACAGGACAGGCGCUGAGUAUGCAGAGUGCCCGAGUUACACCCAGGUGGAGGGCUACAAUGUGGGCUGCAGACUGGAGUACAACUCCCACAUGCGCUUUGCAACUUUCCAAGUGCAGCUGUCCUCAGCCAACAACACGGCCAUCUGGAACAAAGACAUCUUCCUGAAACCAUUAGUGAAACUGUACUCCCCAGUAAACCUGACCGUGGUCAUCAGCAGCAGCAAUGGUCUGUACCUGUACUGGAACACCAGCAUGAGCAAAUCCCAGUGCCUGGAGUCCAUAGUGAGGUAUAGAAGCAGCGCGGACUCUGCCUGGCAGAACUCCCCAACAUUUACUUCUCAGAGGUACUUUAACUUGCUCUUUCCCGAUGGCGAUGGGCUGCAUGAGUUCCAAGUGAAGAUCAGGAUCAAUGAGUUCUGUGGCGCCUCUGACUACUGGAGUGACUGGAGCCAGCCUGCGUACUGGGGGAGCAAUGCCAUCAGUAAAGCAGGUGGAUCCACGGUGGGAUCAGGUCUACUCCAAGCUGCAGUUCUGCUUUCGAUUGGUUGGCUCUUGCUGUUUGAAGACUCUGUGAUUGGAUGAGCCAACAGAAGAGCCUGCCAUUGGCCGGUCGGCUGAGUGCGCCCCUCCCUCAUCACCGAGAGGAAUAAAUGCAUUUUCAGUAAAAGGCAAUGGGCUGGAUUUCUCAAAGACGUUUAUAUGGCAUUAGUGCAACACCAAUUACAAUUAUAACAGAUCAGACAACAGCUUAAGAACCCUUCCCAGCCCUGGCAUUACACGUGUCAGUGUUUUAUUUCUGUUCGGGUGACUUUAUUGGGUGCGAGUUCCCCUUAUCUGAAAAAACAAAACAAAAACCUCUAUUUGGAGUAAAGAGCUUUGAGAUUGUAGCCGCAGUGAGUCCAGCCAGUUAAAACACGCUGCUGUUAUUGCUCACCUGCAGUAUGAUAUGUAUCUGCAAUAUUCACAUUUUUACCCAUUAAAGAGCACUUACUGCAGUAUUUUACUGUGA
This is a messenger RNA of Acipenser ruthenus (sterlet), 2273 nucleotides long. RefSeq names its product cytokine receptor common subunit gamma-like. The transcript is spliced from 7 exons. The coding region runs from base 1079 to 1846 and encodes 255 amino acids. Gene Ontology annotation, biological process: cytokine-mediated signaling pathway. Gene Ontology annotation, molecular function: protein binding; cytokine receptor activity. Gene Ontology annotation, cellular component: external side of plasma membrane. The record is from RefSeq and is a predicted model, not a curated record. NCBI's taxonomy places the organism in Eukaryota, Metazoa, Chordata, Actinopteri, Acipenseriformes, Acipenseridae.